Labrus bergylta (ballan wrasse) is the source of this 8603-nucleotide messenger RNA. The record is from RefSeq and is a predicted model, not a curated record. Lineage: Eukaryota; Metazoa; Chordata; Actinopteri; Labriformes; Labridae.
UCCCAGUCUGUCUUUGAGCCGCUCCUGACUGUACGGGAAUAAUCACUGGGACUGGACCUGCACAGACCGGGACAUAGACCAAGACACAGACCGGGAACCGGACCAGGAACGGGUUCAGAUCGGACUAAGAAUCAGACCAGGAACGGGACCGAAUCAAACGGGAUCAGAGAUGGACAGUCGGCCUUCGUCGUCGCUGUAGGUCAGUGAUGGCCGCCGUUUUUCCUAAAUGUGGAGGAGUUGCGUCCAGGCUCCAUGUUGGUCGUCAUGGCAACGCUGGAUGGAAGCACGCCGGUUGAGAAGCUUCUGUCAGUGAUUCACCUUGAGAGGUAUCUGGACAGCUUCCAUCGAGCUGGUCUCCUAUUGGCCAAAGACUUUACACACCUGGACCAUGAAGCCCUGGUCAGUCUGGGUAUAACCGCCACAGGACACAGGAAGAGGAUCCUCCGAUUGGUUGUCUACAUUCAGAGGACGGAGGCUCAGAGAGCGAAUCAGAAGGUUGAUCUGCCACGCGACCGCUGUCAGUCUGUGUCCGGCUCCUCCUCCUCAGAGCGAGUUCCCAGCACGGCGUUGCUUGGCGAGUCGUCGGGACCCGUUAACUUCGAGGCGUUCAGGAACAGCUCGGCUCCAAACCUGAGAGCCAUGCUGACCAAUGACAGCCCCCGCCCCGUCCUGAAGCCCAUCCCCAAACCCAGAACUGUUUUUAACCGCCGCCGCACCACACCUGUCCACUUCUGUCCAACCCCAGACCCCGCCCCGCCCCCACCGAGGAGGCUAUCCCAGGACUCCAUCUGUUUCACCGUAUUAGAGGGUCUGACCUCAGGAGACACAGCUGCACCUGAACACCUGAAGUCCACAUCUGACCGCGACAUCGAGUCCAGUUUAUCUGGCAGAAUGCCGAGUCAGGCUGAGAGGAGGAAACCGAGUCGGAGCUUCUCUCUGUCAGACACUGGAAGACUGUUACCGCCUGUUCCCCCGAGGCUUAACCGCGGGGCCCUCCCUGCCACAUCCCAGGGGUCCCCACCCUCUUCGUCUUCUUCCUCACCUAUACGGACAGAGCAGGUGAACCAUAUUUCACCCAUGACUUCCUGUCCUGGUAGUGCGGACAGCAGCAGACUCUCUGGAUCCUCGGGGGGGUCACCCAGAGGGGGAGGGCUGGAGAUGGUCUCUAAUGAGAUCUACUGGGGCACCUUACCUGGUUCUACUGCCCCUGCUGGAGUGAGGAGGUACUGCAGCCAGCAAUCAGCUCCACCGACUCCACCCAGACAAACAACUGACAGGAAAACACCUGACAGGAACCCCGAGAGGAACAGUGGCAGCACUUUAAGUAACAACUCUUCAGGAUCAGCCCGAGCUUCAACAGACGACCCUGAGGAGGAGAUCAGUCCGUACUGUGAAACUGUUUUCCAAACCAGAAGAAAUCCACUCAUCUUGGAGAGUGACAGAGACACCAGGAAGGGGGAACAUGCAGAGGAUCAUGGGAAUCUGAAGUUCUCGUGGACGAAGCGUUUGUCUCAGGCUCUUCACCCCGGAGACUCUCAGGGUUACAGCACAGUUGGAGAACCUCCGCUACCACCCCUCCACUCCCUCUCCCUGCCAGCCCACACCUUCCUAUCUGAGGGGGAUGAGGACCUGACAAUCUCCCCCUACGCCAGCUACACCUCCCUGACCGAGAGAGCCCCGCCCAUCAUCAGUGGCUGGCUGGACAAGCUGUCUCCACAGGGAAACUACGUUUUCCAGAAGCGCUACGUGAAGUUUGACGGCAAAAACCUGAUGUACUUUGGCAGUGAGAAGGACGUUUACCCCAAAGGAGUGAUCCCAUUGGCUGCCAUCCAGAUGGCCCGCCCCGCCAAAGACAACAAGUUUGAGAUUGUGACGAGUCACAGGAUCUUUGUUUUCAAGGCCGAUAAUGAGGUGCUGAAGCGGCGGUGGGUGGGCACGCUGCAGGAGCACGUCAGGGAUCAGCUGGUGUUUGGUCGGAGGCGGUUCGGUCCAGGUUCUCACUGUCAGAAACACGGCGUGCUCGAGCUGAAAGGAACCAAGUCCAAAGUUUACGCCGCCAUCAUGACCGACCAGAUCUGGCUCUACAAGAGUGAACAGUGUUUCCGUAACGGGAUCGGCAUCACAGUGAUCGAAGCUCGAGGAUCGACCAUCAGAGACGGAAAACACAAGAGCUUCGAGCUCAUCACGCCGUACAAGAACUUCAGCUUUACAUCAGAGUCGGAGCGGGAGAAGCGGUAUUGGAUGGAGGCUCUGCAGGAGUCCAUCGCUGAGACUCUGUCGGACUAUGAGGUGGCCGAGAAGAUCUGGUCCAACCGCUCCAACAGGAUGUGUGCCGACUGCAAGGCCCUGAACCCCGACUGGGCCUCCAUCAACCUGUGUGUGGUCAUCUGCAAGAACUGUGCAGGGCAGCACAGAGGUCUCGGGACGAUGGUCUCAAAAGUUCAGAGUCUGAAACUUGACACCAGCGUGUGGAGCAACGAGAUCGUCCAGCUGUUCAUCAUGCUGGGGAACGACCGGGCCAAUGAGUUCUGGGGGGCGGGUCUAUCUCCGUGGGAGGAGAUGGACUGUGACGCGUCGCCCGAGCAGAGACGAGAGUUCAUCACCCAAAAAUACAAAGAGGGACGAUUCAGACUGAAACACCCGACGAUAAGCAGCCAGGAUGAGCUGCUGAAGGUUUUGUGCUCGGCCGUCUCUGAACAGAUUCUACUGAAAACCGUCACUCAGAUCUUCUCGGAGGCAGAGUCAGCUCGGCUCGCCAACGACUCCAACGGCUGCCAACGACACCUGCAGCAGCUGAAUCACUGCACGCCACCCCGAUUGUACGAUGAGAUCAUGCAGCCCGUCCUGCACUCCGGUUACCUCUACAAGUCCGGCUCGGCCCACAGAACACUGUCGAGGAAAACCAGAGAAGACUUCCAGAAGUUCUGGUGUUCAGUGGAUCAGUCUCUGCUCCUGUACGAGUCGGAUCGAUCAGCUGAUCCCUGCAUGCAGAUCAGCGUCAAAGACAUUGUGUGUUUGGGUGUCAGUCGACCUGACUCCUCCCACAGCAGCAACGGCUUCAUCGACAGGUUUCGUUACACCUUCGAGCUCUAUCUGACGUCAGACAAACUCCAUCAGUUUGGUUUGGAGACGGCUGACACUCUGCACAGCUGGACCAGAUCCAUCGGAAAGGCAACGACCCCCCUCAGCUGUCACUGCCUCCUGACUCGGGAGUUUGAGCGCGUGGGGCUGCUGCGGUACAGAGCCAUGUUGGACGCUCAACAUUGGAAGGAGGCGUUCUUUGUCCUGCAGAAGUCCAACCUCUUCAUCUGUCCCCGGAAUGACGGAGCGGCCGAGGACAUCAUCAACCUGAACCGGCUGCAGGAGCUCAGUAUCACCUCGGAGACGGAGAACCAUGAGAAGAAGGACAUCCUGGUUUUAGUGGAGAGGGGAAGGACGCUCCACCUGCAGGGUGUGGGCCGCACAGACUUCACUCUGUGGUACUCGGACAUCCAACGAGCGGCGGGCGGGAAAGGAAACACUCUGAGAGAGCAGCAGCUGAGCAGGAACGACAUCCCCAUCAUCGUGGACAGCUGCAUCGCCUUCAUCACGCAGUACGGUCUGGGUCACGAGGGGAUCUACAGGAAGAAUGGAGCCAAGUCCCGGAUCAAACUCCUGAUGGAAGAGUUCCGGAAAGACGCUCGAAAUGUCAAACUGCGGAUCGGAGACCACUUCAUUGAGGACGUGACGGACGUCCUCAAGAGGUUCUUCAGAGAGGUCGACGACCCCGUCUUCAUGUGCGACUUGCACCCCCUGUGGCAGGAGGCCGCCAAAAUCCCCCAGAGGAGUCUGAGGCUUGACCGCUACAAAGAGAUCAUCCGGACUCUCCCUCGAGUCAACAGGACCACCCUGGCUGCUCUCAUCAGUCACCUGUACAGAGUCCAGAAGUGUGCUGAUCUGAACCAGAUGUGCACAAAGAACCUGUCGCUGCUGUUCGCUCCCAGUCUGUUUCAGACGGACGGGAAGGGAGAACACGAGGUGAAGAUCGUAGAAGACCUGAUAGACAACUACCUGUACGUCUUUGAUAUUGACGAGGAGCAUCAGACUCAGAUCGAGCUGGAGAUCAGCCUCAUCACCACCUGGAAGGACACGCAGCUGUCUCAGGCCGGUGACCUCAUCAUUGAAGUUUACCUGGAGAUGAAGAUACCAGACUGCUGCAUCACUCUAAAAGUGUCUCCCACCAUGUGUGCUGAGGAGCUGACCAAUCAGGUUCUGUUCAUGAGGAAUGUCCCAGCCACAGACAGAGACGUGUGGAUGACGUUUGAGGCCAUCGAGGAGGGACAGCUUGAGCGUCCCCUACACCCCAAAGAGAAGGUGCUGGAGCAGGCGCUGCAGUGGUGCAAGAUGGCAGACCCGAGCUCUGCCUACCUGGUGGUGAAGAGAGUUCCUAAAGGAGAGGGCAUCAACAUCCUCACCUCCUAUAAGAGUGAGAUCAUGAAGGUGGGUCUGCUGAAGUGUCGGGAGGAACCUCCGAAGCUGCUUCAGGGAAACAGGUUCCAGGAGAGGACGUUCCAGAUCAAAGAGCACAAACUGCUGCUCAAAGACAAGAAGAGCAUCAAACCGGAGAAGGAGUGGGCUCUGAAGUCCAUGAAGAUCUACAUCGGCAUCCGCAGGAAGCUCAAAGCUCCAACCAGGUGGGGCUUCACAGUCAUGUCAGACAAACACCAGCUGUUUCUGUGCUGCACCAGUGAGGCUGACCUCUGGGACUGGAUCACGAGCUUUCUCAAAGCUCAGAACGAGGACCCUGGUCCUCCGGUGCUGAGGCGUCACUCCUCCUCUGAUAUCUCCAAACAGAAGUUCGGCACAAUGCCUCUCGUCCCCAUUAGAGGAGACGAGAGCAACAGCAGCCUGCUGUCGGCCAAUCAGACGCUGAGAAAGUUACACGACAGAAGGACUCUCUCCAUGUACUUUCCCAUGAAGGUGCAACAGGACUCGUUGGAGGAGCGCCCUGAGUCUCCGGACCUCCCUGAGCCGCUCUACGAGGAGGUUGGGGACUUCGGCCUGCAGGUCCUGAAAUCUCUGGAGACCAGCUUCCUGUCCAGCAGCACUUCAGAGACCCAGGAGGUCCUGGACCAGCCGCCGCUCAGACUGGUUCCGUUGGAAACGGGACACAUAGACCACAUCAUUGUCCCCGAACCGGUCCUUACGGACGGGGGCUGUGUGGACUCUGAGGAGCAGAGAGGAGGAGGAGAUGGAGGAGCAGACUGUCAGCAGCUCGCAAUGAGGAGGAGGAGGAGGAGGAGUCAGCUGACGGGGGUCUGUACGCCGUCACAGGAGCUGCUGCUGCAGGAGCUGUCGUCUGCCUUUAACAGGAGGACCGAGGAGGGGGAGGGAGAGGAGGUGCAGGAGAUACAGGAGGAGCGGAAUCAAGACGAUCAGGAGGAGAAGGAGGAGAAGCCGUAUGAUGUCUGAGAGGGAAGAAACUUUUAUCACUACUCAUUUAAUUGAUGAAAGUUUCCACAGAGUCUGCUUGAGUCAGGAGGAAAUCUUUAACACCUGAUACCUUUAGAUUUCUUUUUAUUUCUGUUUCUGCAGCCAUAAAAACAACACACUGACUGUCUGUUUACAAUCCUGCAGUAUGUGACCGCCCACCUCAGUGAUGGGCACGUUACUAAAAACUAGUAACUAGAUAGUUACAGUUUCAAAAAGUAAGUGAGUAACUUCCUGAGUUACUCAUUUCCUUCAUUAUAAGUAACUGUAGCGUUACUUGUUUUUGCUUCAAUGCUCAUAUUCAUUUUCACAUUAUUCAGUGUUGCUGUUUGAGAGAAAACAACUCUCACAUUCCUAUAACAUUAAAGCCAAUUUAAAUAUGGAGGUCUUUUCUCUGAAGGCCACAAUGUCUCUGUCAAUCAGUCCUGGCAAACAGAUUGUGGAGCUGGAGCUACAAACAGACAGAAGCCUUGGUCUCCUCGGUCUGCCGAGCUAAAGUGAGCUUCAGCUGGGUCUCGGGUGUCUGCAGUGGCGGGUUCUCUGACAAGUAGUUUAGUAGAAGCGUGUUGUUUGGCUUGGUGAGUCAUCCUCGAGAAAGGAAGAAUAAUGUCGGUAUUUCCAAGACAGAAAGUUCACGUCUGAAUGAUGAUCAGCCUGUGUGUGUUUACUGCGCAGUGAUAUUCUUUUCCCUAUGGAUGCUAUUGUACUGACUUUAGCGUCACCUCGCCCCAUUUUUACCUCGGAUAUAUUCAUCAUAAAAAUUCACAAAAUCACAUCAGUAUUCAAAGACCUGUCAGAUCGGAUCAAGUUGUUAAAUUUGAUUGAUCAUCUGACAUAACACUGAGGAUACAGGAUUGAUCUCAGGGAGCUGGUUUCCUCCUGACUCUUCAGGAGAGUCGGAGUUCUGACAUGUGGGGUGGGAUUUGAACUCCCUACCUGCCACUGUUGGUACCUUGCUCUCCCUUCAGUUUAGCUCGGAUCCGAUUAUUUUGUUUGUCUGUUCACAUAACUUUUAAAAUGUGGCCUGUAUCAGACUCCUGUGGGACCUGGUCACGGUCCUGAACUGACCCGCAUGCCCAAAAAAAAAAAAACACAAACACGUCGAAUGCAGCACGGUGUGAAGAAAGAUUAUUUCAUAACAGGCAGAACGAUGAUCUACAAGCUCCUGCAGAAGAACACAUUUCUGUCCUUUUCAGUUAUGGAGGUAACUUAAGGGUUCUGGCUUUUCAGUGGUUCCCUUGUAACCAGGGGAGAUCACCGUGGUAACUGAUGCUGAAUAUAAAACCAGCAGGAUAUGACACACUGAGCAGUCAGAUCUCUUGAUCACAGAGAUCUGUGAGCUGAUCAGGAGAGGGGAGGAGGGAGAGACACCGACAAACAUUACCUGUUAUUAUUUUGAAUAUGAAAUAUAUGAUUGUGAUAUAUAUUAUUAAUGCUUCAGUUAUCAUCCCACAAGAGAGACUGAAGCACUGACGUUUUCUACUUUUUGUACGUAUAAAAUAUCAAAUUAGGUCUACUUCCUGCUUUCAGUUUCAUGUUAAGAGUGCUAUCCUGCUCCGUACAGCGCCACAGCUGAAACAUAACAUCUUAAACAUUCAGACAUGUCGCGUAUGAUACAAUUAAUAGUUUAAGGAAAGAGACAGGGGAUAUUAUAUUCAGAUCUAUUGUGCACUAAGAGAUAUUAUAAGCCUUCAUUUGCACAUUCACUGUAAGAUUUUUAUUUUUUAGUUCUUUCUGCAUUCGUCGCUACAUCUGUGCUUUUAUUUUGGAUUAUGUGUUCAACUCCAUCAUAUUUCUCUAAUAUCAGAGUUUGCACAGUCUGCUCAUAAGAUAAUUAACCAUGAAUAUCUGACCUGUGUCAUAUUUGGAUCCACAUGUGAAGGUAGCUCAAAACUGAUUUGAGAAGAUGUGUUUUCAUGUGACUUGUGCUGUUCACACUUUCAUAGAAAAAAUCAAAAGAAUCAGAUUCCGGCCAUUUUUACCUGCAGUGUGAACGCAGCCAAAAUCUCUCUCAGUUUGCGUCCCUUUCUGUUGUUGUGAAAUAUCAGCGUGUGUAGAUUGACUGCAUUUUGAAUUUUAAAGGCUCAGCUGAAGUCGUUAUAAUACACAGCAGACCAGUCAAUGUGAACCUGCAGAAAGUAUCACACUCUGCUUUUAAAAAAGUUCUAAUCUAUGCAGACCCGCAGAUAUCCUAGGGCCUACAUUACCCACAAUGCACUCUUCCUCUUACAAGUGUGGUUACUAGGAUGGUAAAUGAUAGCAGCAGCUACAGCACGCAGCAGAGCAUGAGCGUGGAGCUUAAGACGUCUCUGACCUCUCUUCUGUCUCCCUCCACACUAACACUAACGUCCUCAAACAUCUUCAGCACACACACUGACCAACAUGACAUCACUUGGGGACAUUUCACAAACAUAACGUGACUCUUUCUGGAGACGAUAAAGGGCUUUGAGCUUUGCUUUAAUAGAAUAUAAGGUUAUAUUUUCCAAACACAUGAAGACACCUCAUGCAGAAUCACUAGAGGUCAUCUUUAAAGCCGUUAAAGUCAUGUACUUAAAAUAAGUUAGAUGUUAUGGUGCAGCAGAACUGCUAAAGAACAAACUGGUUUUAAUGGGGACUCCUUGUGAUGGACUUAUACACAGUACUGUUGUUGUUGUAAAUAUAAGAGGACUGCAUUUCAUUUAACCAAACUGUACAUUUUUACUCAUUCAUCAUGUAAUUACUAUAUCUUUAUAUGUUAACUUAUUUUAUAAAACUACAAAUGUCCAUGCCCCCAAACCCCUGGACAGAAUGUGAUGCUCUGAGUGGACAGCAGGGGGCAGCACGUUCAUGUUUUUAAAUGCACAACUGUGUUAGAACUCGAGGUCUGGAUGAGCUUUAUAUAAAGUAAAAUUAAUACACUGAAAUACAACUUUAUCCAUUUAAGAUUUAUUGACAUGAAACAAGAAUAAAGUAGAAAAUGUAAGUGUCCACUCGUUGUCCCAGGCCUCAGUGUAACUGGUCCCACUGUGUCUGUAUCCGUGUUCAUACUGUGUGUAUAUCUGUUCUACAUUAUUCCAUGGAGCCGUUUCUCUCCUGGAAGGUUUCAUAUCAUAAAGGAUGAUAUUAAAUAUAUUUCUGGUUUGUAAUCAGAUGUU